UGCCUUGGCUACUUAUAAUAAACGUCGCUUCCCUCACUUGUGUCCCGCUUUACAGGAAUUGAUCUUCACUAAAUACCAACACAUCAACGCCUCACUACAAUCGCCCAAAAUGGUUCAGAACAAGCAGUUCAUCUUUGCUGACUACCCAGACGGGCUGCCCAAGCCUGGCAAGGACCUCACCGUCGAGAGCACAGAGUUCGACGUUGAGCAGCAACCACCACAAGGCGGCUUCACUGCCAAAGUCCACUAUGUCUCUUUCGAUCCAUAUCAGCGUGGCCGCAUGAGGAAGCCAGACGUCAAGUCCUACUCUCCACCGUUCGAGAAGGGCAAGCCAAUCGUCAACGCGGCUAUCAGCAGCGUAAUCAAGUCCGACAACGAGAACUUCAAGCCCGGCCAACUGGUCCACUACAGCUAUGCAGCAACACAGGAGUACACUGUCGUCAGCGCCGAGGAGGCCAAGGGCUACAAGGUGAUCGACAACCCGUUCAACCUCGACCCUAAGAACUUCGUUGGACCACUUGGGAUGCCUGGUCUCACAGCUUACAGCUCUCUGUACGAGAUCGGCCAGCCAAAGAAGGGACAGACAAUCUUCAUCUCAGCAGCCUCCGGAGCCGUAGGCCAGCUUGUUGGUCAGCUCGCGAAACACGAAGGCCUGACUGUGAUCGGCUCCGUCGGCAGCGAUGACAAACUGGAGUACAUCACCAAGGACCUAGGCUUCGAUGCUGGGUUCAACUACAAGAGUGAGAAGCCACUCGAAGCACUUCAGCGUCUGGCACCAGAGGGUAUCGACAUCUACUACGAGAAUGUGGGCGGCGAGCAGCUCGAGGCCGCCAUCGCGCAUCUGAAGCAAUUCGGACGCAUUGUUGCUUGUGGAAUGAUCUCGCAAUAUAACCUCAAGCCAGAGCAGCAUUACGGUGUGAAGAACUUGAUGCAGGUCGUCGCAAAGAGGUUAACUAUUCGAGGCUUCAUUGUCGCAGACCCAGAUUUCGGUCCAAAGUACUGGGCAGAGCACCAAAAGAAUGUGCAGCAAUGGAUCCACGAUGGCUCAUUCAAGGUCAAGCUUCAUGUCACCGAGGGCAUCGAUAACGCUCCUGAGGGCUUUGUUGGUAUGCUGGAAGGCAAGAACUUCGGCAAGGCGCUGUUGGAGGUUAGCAAGCCUCAAUAGCUGGCAUUGUCAUUCAUGAGAUUAUGACUAUUUAGUACUGCAUAGCGAGCAUAACAGAGGAUUGACACAUUGAUCAAACCC
Cercospora beticola is the source of this 1246-nucleotide messenger RNA. RefSeq names its product MDR family NADP-dependent oxidoreductase. Gene Ontology annotation, molecular function: oxidoreductase activity, acting on the CH-CH group of donors, NAD or NADP as acceptor. The record is from RefSeq and is a predicted model, not a curated record. Lineage: Eukaryota; Fungi; Ascomycota; Dothideomycetes; Mycosphaerellales; Mycosphaerellaceae.